Vicugna pacos (alpaca) is the source of this 2369-nucleotide messenger RNA. The record is from RefSeq and is a predicted model, not a curated record. NCBI's taxonomy places the organism in Eukaryota, Metazoa, Chordata, Mammalia, Artiodactyla, Camelidae.
AGCUCCCACCUUCCUUCUGUGAAUGCCUUCUUCAAUUCUGGAAGGAAACCCUAUGCGACCUGCCCAGGGAAGAGGGCUCUUGAAAAUGGAGCAAGAGCCACAAGAUGGAGAACCUGCUGAAAUUAAGAUCAUCAAAGAAGCAUACAAGAAGGCCUUUUUAUUUGUUAAUAAGGGACUGAAUACAGAUGAAUUAGGUCAGAAGGAAGAAGCAAAGAACUACUAUAAGCAAGGAAUAGGACACUUGCUCAGAGGAAUCAGCGUUUCAUCAUCAGAUCCUGAACAGAUAGGUCCUGGGUGGGAAUCUGCUAGACAGAUGCAGCAGAAAAUGAAAGAAACACUACAGAAUGUACGUACCAGGUUGGAAAUUCUAGAGAAGGGUCUUGGCACUUCUCUGCGGAAUGAUCUUCAGGAGGUGCCCAAGUUAUAUCCAGAAUUUCCACCAAAAGACAUGUCUGAAAAGUCACUGGAGCCUCAGUCCUUUAGUUCACCUCCUCAGCACAGUGAAGUAAAUGGAAAUACUUCAGUUACAAGUACAGAGUCAGUUUCCGCACCUAGUGCUUUAUCCUUCCCAUCUCACGGUCACCCGUCAGAAGCGCCUCCUGCCUAUACUCCUCAGGCUGCUGAGGGCCACUACACUGUCUCCUAUGGAACAGAAUCUGGAGAGUUUUCAUCAGUUGGGGAAAACUUUUACAGGAAUCAUUCUCAGCCACCUCCUCUUGAGACCUUAGGGCUAGAUGCAGAUGAGUUGAUUUUGAUACCGAAUGGAGUACAGAUUUUUUUUGUAAAUCCUGCAGGGGAGGUUAGUGCACCUUCAUAUCCUGGGUACCUUCGAAUCGUGAGGUUCUUGGAUAAUUCUCUUGAUACAGUUCUAAACCGUCCUCCUGGGUUUCUUCAGGCCAAAGGUACUUCAAAUGAAGACGUUAAUCUGAGUCACACUGUACCCUGCGAGCCUGUUUCAGAAGAAAAAACAAAGGAAUUACCUGAAUGGAGUGAGAAAGUGGCUCAAAACAUUUUGUCAGGUGCUUCCUGGGUGAGCUGGGGUUUAGUCAAAGGUGCUGAGUUUACUGGCAAAGCCAUCCAGAAAGGUGCUUCUAAACUCCGAGAACGGAUUCAACCAGAAGAAAAACCAGUGGAAGUUAGUCCAGCUGUGACCAAGGGACUUUAUAUAGCAAAGCAGGCUACCGGAGGAGCAGCAAAAGUCAGCCAGUUCCUGGUUGAUGGAGUUUGUACUGUAGCAAAUUGUGUUGGAAAGGAGCUAGCUCCACAUGUCAAGAAGCAUGGAAGCAAACUUGUUCCAGAAUCUCUUAAAAAAGACAGAAAUGGGAAGUCUACACUGGAUGGUGCUAUGGUUGUAGCAGCAAGUAGUGUUCAAGGAUUUUCGACUGUCUGGCAGGGAUUGGAAUGUGCAGCUAAAUGCAUUGUUAACAAUGUUUCAGCAGAAACUGUACAAACUGUCAGAUACAAAUACGGGCAUACUGCAGGAGAAGCUACACACAAUGCAGUAGAUUCUGCCAUCAAUGUUGGUGUAACUGCCUACAAUAUUGACAACAUUGGCAUCAAAGCAAUGGUGAAGAAAACUGCAAAACAAACGGGACACACACUCCUUGAGGACUAUAAAAUAGUUGAUAACUCUAAGGGGGAAAAUCAAAGAAGAGCAAAUGUAAACGUGAAAGGGGAGAAAGAUGAGCAGACAGAGGAACUAGAGAAGAAUGGGGCAAAGAAGAAAGACAAAUGAUGGAAGUGCUGUGAAUUGCCUAUACCAAAGCCUUACAGAUGGGUGCAGUUUUGUUAGAUAGGCACAUGUGGAAUUCUGCACAGAUUAACCAGGAUUUUUAAAAUGUAUUCAUUCCUACAAAGUGACUAUUUCCAAAGCUCUUUAUAGCAUGUAUUCUACUUACAAGGCAAAGAAUCAGUAUUCUUGGAUCUCACCUUUAGAAGUAGUUACACUCUGAUUUUUUCCCUAAAUGUGGCUAAAAUAUUUUUGCAGUUAAAAUAAGAAUAAUAGAUGUGCUAUAUAAACCUUAUUAAACCUAAUGUUAAACUAUUUUUGUAUUUGCUGUCUUUCAGAAAGCAAAGUAGGAAAUUAUAUAUUUACAUAAAAUUUGGCGUUUAGUAAUCUUAGUUCUGUUUGUAUUGGGAAGAGUAACUUAAAAUUGUCUCCUCUUUUUGCACUAACUGUGGAUUUUUUUUUAGGUGCUUGUUGGAAUUUUCAGCGUAUAAGCUAAGCAAAAACUGUAAUCAUAAACUAAAAGAAUUAUAACAUUUAAAAGACUUUCAAAACAAAGAAUAGACUAAUCAUGAAAAAUAAAAUGAGGUUCUAUAAAAUUAUGUUAGCUUAUUUCUUUGUUAGGAAAUAUGAUGGUCUUUUU